Messenger RNA from Arabidopsis lyrata subsp. lyrata, 688 nucleotides. Its product is annotated as NADH dehydrogenase [ubiquinone] 1 alpha subcomplex subunit 8-A. The record is from RefSeq and is a predicted model, not a curated record. The transcript has 3 exons. Bases 181 to 507 code for a protein of 108 amino acids. Gene Ontology annotation, biological process: mitochondrial electron transport, NADH to ubiquinone. NCBI's taxonomy places the organism in Eukaryota, Viridiplantae, Streptophyta, Magnoliopsida, Brassicales, Brassicaceae.
CAGAGAGACAUCUUCAAAACGCAGCGUUUAGUUGACGAGAGCCAAUUUGCUUUUGUUGUUGUUCUUCAUCGCUUUAGAGUUGUCCUCUCAGUGGAGAAGAAGACUCGAGUCAUCUGCAGAAGAAAUUCGCGAUCGGAUAGGAUCAUAUAAGAUUUAGGGAUUUGGAAAAAAUCUUGAGCUAUGGAGGCGAAUGCGGCGGUGGACGGAACGGGGAAUCCGAUCCCUACGUCGGCGGUUUUAACAGCUUCGGCGAAGCAUAUAGGAAUCAGGUGUAUGCCGGAAAACAUGGCGUUCCUGAAAUGCAAGAAGAAUGAUCCUAAUCCAGAGAAAUGCCUCGAGAAAGGACGUGACGUCACUCGCUGUGUUCUUGGCCUGCUCAAGGAUCUUCACCAGAGAUGCCCCAAGGAGAUGGAUGCUUACGUUGGAUGCAUGUAUUACUACACCAACGAGUUUGAUUUGUGUCGGAAAGAGCAAGAAGUCUUCGAGAAAGCGUGCCCGUUGAAAUGAGACUUUAAGUUUAUCUGCUCCUAAUAAGCAAAUGUUCAUUCUGAGUCUUGAGCUUUACCCUAAUCACUGCUUAUUUUCCUUUCCUGGUAAUGGAAGACCAUUAAAUCAUGUCAUAUUGUCAUGUUUCUUAAUUAUCUUAAAACAUGACCAAGUUAAGUUGGCUAAGAGAUAUCCUUAGUUA